Rotaria sp. Silwood2 is the source of this 2326-nucleotide messenger RNA. NCBI's taxonomy places the organism in Eukaryota, Metazoa, Rotifera, Eurotatoria, Philodinida, Philodinidae. The record is from the annotation of a GenBank genome assembly.
UGGAUUGGCCUAGACGAAUAUGGGAUCCGAGAUUGGACGCGUCCAUACUUGGAUCCAACAUUGGACGGAUAUUUUUUCAGGCCAUUCUGGGAUAAAACAUAGAACAUACGUCCAUUCUAAGAUUGCACUGAAAUAGUCAGGCGAAUCUAAGAUUGGACUAGUCCAAUGUUAGAAUGAAAGAUAAAUGCGGCGAAUCUCAGAUUGGCCUAGGCCAAUAUUGGAAUGAAUUGUGAACUUCACAAAUUCUUUGUGACAUAGAGAGGCUACUUCGCUCUAUAUAACUAACCUAACGAGUAAUAGCCAUAUGAAGAGUUUUGAGAAAAUUAGUUGAAAUCAUUCUUAAAGUCAUUAAUAUAAUUCAAGAGUUAACGCUGCGCUUCAAGGUGCUGUUUUCAUUACUAUGAAUGGCAAUUUAUUGGUGACCAGUGCUUCAUCGACACCUAAAACAACCAAUGAAAUUUCCAAUGUAAUCGUUGAUGGAAAUGAUACUAUCAUUGUUAACGGUAAUGAAGAAAUGACCAAGGAUAAUGCUGGUCGUUCCAAUGAAGAAAAGACAUUCUAUUCUAAAGUCAAUGAUUACCGAGCCGGCUUGAAAUAUCCCGAAAAAGCUAUGCUUUCAUUGGACUAUUAUCGUAAGAUUAUUCAUGCUUUAAAGUAUCCAAAAGGCGGUAAGAGCAGCGGUAUUGAUGCAAAAUAUCAUGGAUGGUGUAAACAUCAUUUUAAAAUUGACAAUACUUCUGGAGUUGACAUAUUAUGCUCAUUAAAGACUGAUCGACGAAUUGUUACCUUGGAAUCAUAUUAUACAGUUUUGAACGAUGUUCAUGAGAAAACUGGUCACGGAUCUCGGGAUAAAAUGAGGCAUGAGGUCAGUCAGCAUUACUAUUGGAUACCAUCAACCAUCAUUGAUCUUUACUUGACGUGCUGUGUUGCAUGUCAACUCAGAAAAUCAGUCAAAAGUCAUGUCGUGUCAACAGCAAUCAUAUCACUCGGGUUUUUGACAAGAUUACAAAUGGAUCUUAUUGAUCUCCGAACACGUCCUGACGGUGAAUAUCAGUGGAUUUUACAUUGUCGUGAUCACUUCUCCAAGUUUUCUUGGGCUUUUCCCAUGAAAACAAAAGAAGCUCGAUUUGUUGCUGAACACUUGGUCUCCCUAUUCUACCAAUUUGGACCGUGUAAAAUUCUUCAGUCAGACAACGGCAAAGAAUUUACUGCUAGCGUUAUUAAAGAUCUGAAAAUUGUAUGGCCAGGGCUUGUCAUCAUCAACGGGCGCCCCCGUCAUCCUCAAAGUCAGGGGUUGGUAGAACGUGGCAAUGCUACUUUAUGCGAUGUUUUGGGCAAAUUUAUGACUGACCGGAACACUACACAUUGGACUACUUGCCUUCCUCCAGUGGUUUAUUCACUAAACACUAGUCUAGCUCGCGGUGUAAACAUGACGCCUUAUGAAAUUGUUUUCGGCCAGAAACCAAGAGUUGAUUUCGAAAUAUGGAAAUCAUUAAGUGAACAAGAAAAUGAAGAGGAUUUGCCUGAUACAGUAUUGAAUCAACUUACAGCAGACAUUGAUUUGAAUCUCAUGCCUAAUGACGUACACAACGCCGAUGUCAUUAAUACUCAAAAAUUCAAUAUUUCAUCAACUGUAUUAUCUGAUGCAUCGAGUUCAAUUGACUUACCAAUAUCCAAUACAGUUGCCCAAUUAGCUGAUGCAAUACAUUCAACUGUUGCUAUUUCAUCAUCACAAGUAAACUGUUCUGUUGAUACUCAUACCGAAAGUGAAGAAACUUCACAACGUUUUGAUGAAACAAGCACAUGCAAUUUAGGUGCAAUGAAUUCAGCACAUUUACCAAUACGUAAGCGCGCCCAAGAAGUAUAUUUAGCGAAUGCUAAUAAAAGGAUCAAAACGCGAAAUUUACAUAUUGAAGAGUUGUGGUCUAGUUGCUCGGUUGGUGACUACGUUGGUAUCAAGAUCGACAAGGUCGAUAGAACGAAUACGGAUCCCAAGAUACUACCAUCGGUUGUACUUGAAAAGCGUGAUGACAAAAAGAUCAAAGUUGCAUGUCUGUUUGGUGUCAUCAAUCAAUGGUGGUCACUGGAGUCAGUUGUCAAACUUUCUGCCGUAUCAGAGCAACUAGUUCAGAUGGACAAAACAGAGUUAAAAGAAAUAUCGAUCAUUACUGCCUCUAAACUAUUUGUUCAUGAUGCAAUAAAUGGAAGUACCUGCUCCUGCAAAGGUGCUUGCAAAACUAAACAAUGUGCCUGCAAGAAGAACAAUGUCUUCUGCUCUACAAAGUGCCAUAAAAAUGGUUCAAGUUGCGAAAAUCAAGGACCUUAA